This is a messenger RNA of Durusdinium trenchii, 1875 nucleotides long. The record is from the annotation of a GenBank genome assembly. NCBI's taxonomy places the organism in Eukaryota, Dinophyceae, Suessiales, Symbiodiniaceae.
AUGUGUGAGAUGAAACCGUCAGGCAAGUGUAAUGUACCAGAACACAUUCACCAGAGAUGGAAGAAAAGCACUAAAGAAGAAAAGGAAGCAAUGUGUGAUGAACUUGAUUCGUUGGGAUGGUCGAAGGAUAUGUUCGUCACCAAACUCACCAAGACCUUGUCCAAAACCAACAAGCUCAGCAAGCGUAAGAAGAGAGGUUGGUUUACAAAAGAGGCUAUGGCUCGAGUUUUGAACUGGUCUGCGUCUUACAUCAAGAGCGUGGUGGAGUAUUGCGAGCGACCUGGAAACAUCGACCGGCUGACCAAGAAAGAUCGCUACAAUAAGAAGCUCAAGAAAUACUAUGUUGUGUAUGAGGAGGGUGACGAAGAGUUGUCAGAAGAUGAAGAGCGCCAAGAGAAGGUUGCAGAUGAUGAAAUCGAAUUCCAGCGGCUGGGCCAUGUGAGAGAUGACCCUGAUUCUGAUGACAACAAGUCGGAGAAGGAGGCUGGUGCGAAGGAGGCCAACAGCGCCAAGUCAGUGCAAGGUCUAGAGUCGGCAUGCGAGACCCUGGAGCGAGAGUAUGAAGGUUGUGAGCAAGUGAGAUUGGAUGUUUCCGGUCUUGAAAGUGAGAAGAACCUGGCUGAUUCUGUGGCCAAAGAGCACCUGAAGAAGAUCGAUGCCCAGAUCCGCAAAACCACCGGGGCGUGCAGCAAAGUGAAUGCUGUGGAGGUUGCAGCCAGGUACUUUGGCUCAACCUAUGACUCAUUUUGGGAAGCCUUGGACUACACUCAUGCAUGGAAGUUUCCCACCUGUUUGUGCUCCUUGCAAGCACCUUGUGGAGCUGGCCCGGGCGGAGGUGGCAAGGAAUGUCGCUGCAAGCCGUACACUGAGAGCAUUUGCUCAGGUCCAAGCUCCAAACGUGCGUGCCGUGGGAUCUGCCAUGCCUGCAUGGCAGGGCAGGAAUUGGAUGCAAAUCAAGGUCGUGCAGCUGUGCCUUUCGAGGACUUCAGUCCGAAUGCGGCAUGGGUCUCAACAAGGUUUCAGGAAUUGCCUUGGGAUGUCACGCCUCCUAUCGUCCAGGGACUUCAUUUGUCAGAGGAAGACCAAACGAGCUUUUUCAACAUUGAUCUUUGGCACAAUUGCCACAUGGGCAUUUGCAAGCACUUCUGCGCCAGUUCUUUCAUCGGGAUUCUUGAGUCAGAUCUUGAUGCUGUGCCGCGUGUGGGCAUGGAGGCCAAAUUUCAGUGGAUUACCCAAAUCUACUUGAACUAUUUCAAGAGCAGAAGGGUGAACCCAUUUGUUCGGGAAAUCAGCAGAGACACCAUGAAUUUUCCUGCAGGGACAGCGUGUCCCAUCGGGAAAUGGUCUAAGGGUCAAGCCUCCACUGAGAUGAUGAUGUUCCUGCAUUUCUUUUGUCGGCAGUACAUAGAGGGCAACACGGCUGACCCUUUGCUGCUGACAAUAGCUGAUGCUGCUCGGGCACUGAAUUUGGCGCUUUCAACUUUGUAUCGGUCAGGGUACUGGCUCCAAAAAGAAAAGGCUGCACUACUGGCAAAGUUGAUGUUUCGGUUCUUGGCAUUGUACGCUAAGUGUGCAGAGUUGACAUUGAGGCAGGGAAAACGGCGCUUCGCAAUGGUGCCGAAGCUACACAUGCUUGCGCACGCUGCCUUUGACCUUCAAGACCAAUCAUCUCGUGCGGAGUGGGCACACAACCCGCUAGCCAUGACAAACCAGAUUCAGGAAGAUUUCAUCGGAAGGCCCUCGAGAAUCAGCAGGAGAGUCAACAUACGAUCCCUGCAUAAAUCACUGAUUAUGAGAACUUUGAUUGUUUACCAGGACAGCUGGCGAGUGGCUGAUAGUGAUGAAAGGGGUAUGGAUGGGUAUCCCGAUGUGUGA